Molecule: messenger RNA, 717 nt
Organism: Magnolia sinica
Lineage: Eukaryota; Viridiplantae; Streptophyta; Magnoliopsida; Magnoliales; Magnoliaceae
Exons: 1
Coding region: 1-717 (238 amino acids)
Source: RefSeq, a predicted model, not a curated record
AUGGAUCGAGUAGACCAGAUGUUGCUUCUCAUGCAACAACAGCAGCAGAUGAUGGUCACUAAUAUGCAGCAACAGCAGCAGAUGAUGGCCACUAUGAUGGGGGCCAUGGCCCAGAACAUGGGUGUGCCGCAACCGACGCCACCCGGUCUAACCGCACCCGCAAACAACGUGAGUAACUUGUUUGAGCGGUUCCAGCGGUACAGACCGCCUACGUUCGCAGGCACCCACCGCCCCGAGGAAGCGGAGUACUGGCUCAAUCGGGUCACCAAACUACUUAGGCCUCUCCAUUGUACCGAGGCAGAGAGCGUUGAGCUUCUUUCCUACCUCUUCGAGAAGGAGGCAGACUUGUGGUGGGAAAGCGUUCUCCGCUCCAUCCCUGAGGGCCACGUAUGGACGUGGGAGGAGUUCGAGGCCCACUUCAAUGGAAAGUAUCUCCCUCAAAAGUAUCAACAUGAGAGGGAGAAUGAAUUUCUCCGCCUUCAGCAAGGGGAGAUGAGCGUGGCCCAAUACGAGAACCGCUUUACAGAACUCUCCCGCUAUAUUUUCGAAAUAAUUGCAAACGAAGCAAUCAAGAUGAGACGGUUCACGGCAGGGCUGAGGAGCGGUAUUCGCUCCAAGAUAUAUUGCGUCAACAUCAGGACAUACGCCAAGCUUGUCGAGAUGUCCAUCAGGGCGGACAGGAUGAGGAGCGGGUCGCCCGAAACCGUUUACAGUUAG